This is a messenger RNA of Procambarus clarkii (red swamp crayfish), 2136 nucleotides long. The record is from RefSeq and is a predicted model, not a curated record. Lineage: Eukaryota; Metazoa; Arthropoda; Malacostraca; Decapoda; Cambaridae.
AUGGUCAGCAGGGCAGGACUAGAACUGGGAAAAGAGGCGAUAGACACAGUGGUGAAAUGGCAGAAGCCGGGAUCAUCCAAAGACGUGGAAAGAUUUCUGGGACUGGCCAACUACCAUCGGGCCUUCAUAAAGGGAUUUGCAGAGUUAGCCGCACCCCUAUACGCACUGACCGGCGGAAACAGAUUCGAAUGGGGAGACAAGCAUCAGGAGGCUUUUGCAGCUAUCAAAAUGGCCUUAACUACAGCUCCGGUGCUGGGAUUACCUAAUGGACAUGACCCCUUCAUCCUGGACACCGAUGCCUCCGACUGGGCGAUAGGAGCGGAGCUGCUACAGGUUCAAGAGAAGAAAGAAAAGCAUAGAGCAGGUAAAAAACACAACAAUGCAGACUCUUUAUCCAGGGAGGGAGGCACUCAACAGGCAUGUACCCACUUUCGCCAGGACGUGCCAGUGCAGGACCUGCCGUGUGGAGGAUGCCCAUACUGUCGCAGGGCACAUCAGAACUGGGCGACCUUCCAGGAGACGGUAGAUGACGUCGUCCCACUGGCUACGGGGUCGUUCAGAUGUGCAUGUAACGUUCAGAUCCGGGGGACGAUUAGACGCGUGAGCACUAUAGCCCCUAUUCAAGACUGGUGGUCGGAGGAUUCCAACUUGGCUGUCUUCCCAUGGGACCCUGGUGAAGAUGGCCGAAGAAAGCCUGCCGAGACGCUUUAUAAGGAAGAAGACGCAGUGGCCCCAGAAGUAGUAGACAUUAGGAUCAUCACCAGAACAACGGCGGACAGGCUAGGGUUGCAUUUACUCGAGUUACAGGAGCGGACGGAGAGAGACCCGGACAUGAGAAUGGUAAGAGAAUGGGUGGGAGGCCGUCAGCCAACAGAAGGGGACCUGUUCGGGGCCAGCCCUGCAACAAAAUACUACUGGUUAAACAAAGAAGCACUUCUCAUGGAAAAUGGGCUUUGGUGGUGGCACAAAGUAGAUCAGGGGGGAGCCGCCCAGAAGCUUUUGUAUGUACCCAGCAGCCUGAGGCAGGAGGUACUGAAUCUGUGCCAUGAUAUACCUGAUAUGGGCCACCAGGGCCGAAAUCGCACAAUGGAGCGGGUCAAAGCAAGGUACUUCUGGUACGGGCUAUCAACGGAUGUCGCAAAUUACGUGGCAUCAUGCCACCACUGUAGUAUGAACAAAAGAGCAUCCAAGACCAGCAGGCAUGAGCUGCUUAAGUACCAGGCGGGUGCACCAAUGGAAAGGGUACACUUGGACAUUCUGGGACCAUUGCCUAAGACUCCGAAAGGCAACGAAUAUCUCCUGGUAAUGGUAGAUCAGUUCACUAAAUGGAUUGAGUGUGUGCCACUACCGUCCCAGACGGCAGAGAACACCGCCCGAGCAGCACUCGAUGGGUUCUUCACCAGGUUCGGGUAUCCGUUUGAAAUCUUCACCGAUCAGGGCAGGAAUUUUGAAAGUGACUUGUUUACGAAGCUCUGCGAAUUGAUGCACAUCCACAAGGCCCACGGGGUUCACGCCCAACAAGUUAAUGCUCGGUUGGGAAACCAACCAGCCAAUAGAUUUAAUGUACCCCGGGAGGUGCAACUUCAAUCAGAUGCAGUACCUUACCUAGCAAAUUUGCAGAAGGAAAUUGAGAAGGCGCAUGGACUGGCACGGAAGUCUCUAUCCACGAACCAGGAACGAAUGAAGAGAGAUUAUGACCUACGGGCACGGCUACAGGUCUAUGAGAAAGGGGACCUGGUUUACCUGCUAGACACGGCACAGGUGAAGGGGCAGUGCCGGAAGCUAUCACCGCAGUGGAAGGGCCCAGGCGUCAUCAUCCACAAGUUCUCAUCUUGCUUAUUUAGGGUCAAGCUCCAGAAUGACAACAUCACAGCAAAUCAUGAUAAACUAAAGAAGUGCAAGGACCGUACAUGCCCGGGCUGGAUUGAGAAGUUUAAACAUCAUAUGUCACAGGUUCAGGACCCAGUGGGAGGGCCAUAUAAGGACCUUUACUGUGUGUGUCGGCAACCAUACGAUGGAAAGUUUAUGGUGCAAUGCGAUAUGUGCGCGGAGUGGUUCCAUGGGGUCUGCGUGGGAGUGACUCUGGCGAGUGUACGGUCAAAACCAGAGUAUGCAUGUCCUCGGUGUGAGCCAUAA